Phlebotomus argentipes is the source of this 1671-nucleotide messenger RNA. RefSeq names its product arylsulfatase B-like. The transcript is spliced from 3 exons. The coding region runs from base 1 to 1671 and encodes 556 amino acids. The record is from RefSeq and is a predicted model, not a curated record. NCBI's taxonomy places the organism in Eukaryota, Metazoa, Arthropoda, Insecta, Diptera, Psychodidae.
AUGUGUGCUACUUUAAUUCUUGUGGCCUUCAUUGGAGGAUUUAUACUUCAAUCAAGUGCUGAAAUGGCUGAAAGUGAAAGCAAGGAUCCAAAUAAACCCCACAUCAUUAUCCUGAUGGCUGAUGACAUGGGCUUCAACGAUGUGAGCUUCAGGAAGACUUCUCAAGUUUACACACCUAAUAUCGAUGCUUUGGGCUAUCAAGGAUUGAUUUUAAAUAGACAUUAUGUGCCUCACAUGUGCACUCCUUCGAGAGCAGCCUUGCUCACGGGAAUUAAUCCAGUUCAUACAGGAAUGCAGCAUUAUGUCAUAAGAUCUUGUGAGCCAUACGGACUUCCGCUUGACCUCAUUCUCCUGCCUCAGUAUCUCAAAAAGGCGGGAUACAAAACCCACCUUGUCGGAAAGUGGCACUUGGGCAACGCAAAAAAGGCUUUCAUCCCCACUGAAAGGGGCUUCGACAGCUUCUUCGGAUUCUAUACAGGCGCCAUUGAAUAUUAUAACCACACGGAUGGAGCUUCAGGAUCUGCAGUUACAGAAACUGGAGCUCUCAGUGUGAGAGGAUAUGACUUUAGGAGAAACGAAGAAGUGACCUAUGAAGGAUUUGGACAAUACGCAACUUAUCUCUUCACAAAUGAAUCCUUGAAAAUCAUUGGCGAUCAUAAUCCGAAGAAACCGCUUUUCCUGGUAGCAACUUACAAUGCUCCACACGCUGCGGACGGUCCUGUGCUUUUGGAAGCGCCCCAGGACGAAAUCGAUAAGAUUAAUUACAUCAGUGAUCCCAAUUUGAGGACUUUCGCUGCCAUGAUGAACAUCAUGGACAGAGGAAUUGGGCAGAUCAUCAAGAAACUCAGUCACAAGGAUAUGCUAAAGAACUCUGUGAUUCUCUUCUAUUCAGACAAUGGAUCACCAAUUGAAGGUCUUUAUGCUAAUGAAGGUUCAAACUAUCCUUUAAGAGGUCAAAAAAGCAGUCCUUGGGAAGGAGGAAUUCGAGUCCCAGCAAUCAUUUGGAGUCCAGCAAUGAAAUAUCGUCACGGAGUAUCAAGUAAAUUGAUCCAUAACACUGAUUGGUUGCCAACAUUCUUAGCCUUGGCUGGAAUUCGACCGAAAAGUAAUGUCGAUGGAUUCAACAUGUGGCCGACAUUGACGAAGAAUUUGCCCAGUCCAAGAGAUGAAAUGAUUCACAAUAUUGAUCCUAUUGAUCAAUUCGUCUCUGUAUAUUACAGAGGAUGGAAGUACAUCAAUGGAACGACUGAUGGCGGACAAUAUGAUGGUUGGUUGAGUCCUUCCUCGAAUUGUAAGGAUCAGUUUGGAGUGAAAUACACAGAAAGUGUAAUGAAAAGCGAUACGUGGAAAGCUCUGUCUCCGUUCGCCAGAAAAACCAUCACCAGUAAGACAAUAAGAAGGAUCAGGAAGAUGACUGAAGUUUACUGUCCAGCCAAAAUACCUUAUUCUGGGGUCUGUGAGCCUUUGAAAGCGCCGUGUUUGUUCAAAAUCACUGAUGAUCCUUGUGAAAUGAACAACUUGGCUCAAGUCUACCCAUUCCGUACUUAUCUUAUGCAGAUCUUAGUUAAGAAAUGGUCUGCUAACGUCGUGUAUCCCAUCAAUCAGCCCAGUGAUUUUGCUGGCUGCGAUCCUAGAAAGCACAAUGGAACCUUCACUUGGUGGCUUGAUUAA